UUUCUACAAUUUAAUUUUGGAAUGGAAUCUCCAGACAGGAGUGAGAUGGAAAGCUGCAACACCCGCUGGGUCGUGCGUGAUUCUGUGCUGUGGGUCACAACCUCGAGGGAACAGCCCUGCCUGGAUCAUGAUGGGAAUGAGGACCCUGGGGUCAUCUGUUCAGUUGGGGACCAGAAUGAGGAAAGCGUCCUCGCAGCGGAGACCCAGUCUGUUUGUGACCUCACUUCUGAGUCUGCUCCGUCCAGUCCCUGGAUUCAGCACUCCACAGAUGGGUCACUUUCUGCCCAGCAGCCAACAGUGUUUGCUCUGAGCCCCUCACUUCAAGAGACUCACAAGCACAUUCUCCAUGGAGUGGUGACUCCCACAUGCAAUCAGUGUGAGGAGGACUCCCCCUGUGCUUGGCACAGUGAUGUGCCCUCAGAUACCCCUAUUACGCAGGAUUCCUCUGACAGUCAGCAAAGUGGACACACUCUGAGCCAAUGGCCGCAUCCAAAUGAUCCUAAGGAAGUUGGGAAAGGAGACAAAUGUCAAAUAAGUCCUGAAUAUGGCAAGGCCUUCAGUUAUUCUUCUUCCCUUAUUGUACACAAGAAAAUUCAUACAGGAGAAAAGGAUUAUACAUGCCAGGAGUGUGGAGAGGCCUUCACUCAACCCUCAAAGCUUAUUAACCACUUGUCUAUUCAUACAGGCCAGAAGCCUUAUGCAUGUCAGGAGUGUGGAAAGGCCUUUACUCAUCCCUCAAAGCUUAUUAGGCACAUGAAUAUACAUACAAGAGAGAGACCUUAUCCAUGUGAAGCCUGUGGAAAGGCCUUCACUGAACCCUCAAAGCUUUUUAGUCAUAUGAACACUCAUUUGGUAAAGAAGCCUUAUGCAUGUCAAGAGUGUGGAAAGACCUUCACUCACCCCUCAAAGCUUCUUAGUCACUUGACUAUUCAUACAGGAGAGAAGCCUUAUAUAUGUCAGGAGUGUGGAAAGGCUUUUUCUCAAUCCUCAGUUCUUAUUAGACACAUGAAUAUUCAUACAGGGGAGGAACCUUAUACAUGUCAGGAUUGUGGAAAAGUUAUCGAUCUAUACUCAAAGUUUAUUAGGCACAUGAAGACUCAUACAGGAGAAAAGCCUUAUACAUGUGAGGAGUGUGGAAAGGCCUUCAGUAAACCCUCAAGGCUGAUUAGCCACUUGACUAUUCAUACAGGAGAGAAGCCUUAUGAAUGUCAGGAGUGUGGAAAGGCCUUCUCUCAAUCCUCAACACUUAUUAGGCACAUGAAAAUUCAUACAGCAGAGAAACCUUAUUUAUGUCAGGAAUGUGGGAAGGCAUUCACUCGAACCUCAAACCUUACUAGGCACAUGGCUAUUCAUACAGGAGAGAAGCCUUAUACAUGUCAGGAGUGUGGAAAGGGCUUUUCUCGAUACUCACUGCUCAUUAAUCACAUGAAUAUUCAUACAGGAGAGAAGCCUACUUAUUAGGAGUGUAGGAAGGCCUUCACUAUCAUCGCUUUCUGAGCACAUGAAAAUGAAUACAGGAUUAUUAAGUAAAUUGAUGCCUUUUGAAGUGGUCCCCAUUUGUUUCCUAUUUGUUAUUGUAUCUCAAUCCCUUGGUCUCCCCCCACCCCCAGGGGCUUGAAUUUUGGAAUUCAAUAAA
Suncus etruscus (white-toothed pygmy shrew) is the source of this 1636-nucleotide messenger RNA. Its product is annotated as zinc finger protein OZF-like. Gene Ontology annotation, molecular function: RNA polymerase II cis-regulatory region sequence-specific DNA binding; DNA-binding transcription factor activity, RNA polymerase II-specific. Lineage: Eukaryota; Metazoa; Chordata; Mammalia; Eulipotyphla; Soricidae. Bases 22 to 1461 code for a protein of 479 amino acids. The transcript is spliced from 2 exons. The record is from RefSeq and is a predicted model, not a curated record. Gene Ontology annotation, biological process: regulation of transcription by RNA polymerase II.